AUGGGAGUUGAAGGGGGCAGGAAUGGAAGGAAGGAGGCAAGCAAGGUCCUGAUUCCAAAUCCCCCCAAAAUUGACUUACCACUAUUCUCUGGAGACAAUCCUAGAGAGUGGCUCAGAAAAUGCGAUAAGUAUUGCUGGGACUACCAAAUUCCUGAAGAACAGAAGGUUGAAGUGAUUGAGAUAUAUUUAGAAGGGAGGGCAGACAGGUGGUUCCACAGGGUGAAGGCGGAGAGACCUGAGAUAACAUGGGAGAUGUUUGAAGAACUGGUGUGCAAGAGGUUUGAUAAUUUGGCAGGGAAAGAUGUUGUGGAAGAAUUCAAUAAAUUGCACCAGACAGGGAAGGUCGAAGAAUAUCAAGAAAAGUUUGAGGAGCUAAAGGUUCUGAUGACAGUAAAGGAUCCUCAUCUGAGUGAGGCCUAUUUCAUAUCAAGUUUCAUUAGUGGACUAAAAGAUGAAGUCAAAACUAUGAUUAAGAUGUUAAGGCCUACAUCCUUGUCGGAGGCCUUUGAAUUGGCCAUAUUACAGGAGAAUGCACUGAGACUCCAGAGCAGAACGCCUAAGGAGAAUAUGAAAGUAAACUCUGAAAAUAGAUUUGGAAUUUCCAGAAAUGCCCCUCAACAAUUAAAUCACAAUUCACAUUACAGAAUAUCUCCAGUAAAGUCAUUUAAAAAUACUCACUUCAAAGGGAGGCCUGUGUCAACCACUGAUUUAGAUUCCAGGAGAAUCUCAGCACAAGAGAUACAGUGUACGAGGAACCAUGGCCUCUGUUUCAAAUGUGGAGAAAAGUACGGCCAAGGUCACCAGUGUAAGCUUGGUCACUUAAACUUCUUGAUCAAUGAGGAAGAGGAGGAACACUUCGAAGAUGCAGUGGGAGAACAAGAGGAGAACACAGGUAAUCCUGGACAGAUCAUGGAGAUGUCCUUGCACACCUUGUCUAAUGCACUUAAGAGAAAAACAAUCACACUGGUAGGGAGGUUGGAUGGAGAGGAAAUGCUGAUACUAGUAGACACAGGCAGUUCUGACAGCUACAUCGGUAGUGAGAAGGUAAUUGCAUUUGACAUCCCCUAUCAACUGGUUAAACCUUUUUUUGUGAUCGUGGGGAAUGGGGCUUGUGUAACUAGUAAAGCAAUAUGUCCUAAGGUAGUGUGGGGGAUCAACCAACACAAGUUCUGCUAUGACCUCAAGGUGAUGGAUUUAAGUUGCUGGGACAUAAUACUGGGAGUUGACUGGAUGACUCAAUUCAGUCCUAUAACGUUUGAUUUUCACAAGUUGACUAUAUCCUUGCAAAAUCAAGGGGAGGCUGUACACUUGCAAGGACAAGCUGAAGAUUGUGAUUUAGACCUUAUUAGAGGAAAUGACCUGAGGACAUUCAUUGAGUAUAAAAGGCAGUUAUUCAUGAACAUAAGGAUAGGGCAAGGUGACAUGAGUACAGAAACUGUUGUUCCUGCAGGAGUUCAGGAUAUCCUUAAUGAGUUUGCAGAUGUGUUUGCAACCCUUACUGAGCUGCCCCCAGCAAGAGCAGUAGACCAUGAGAUUCCACUCAAGCCUGACUCUCAACCCUUCAAGAUGAAGCCCUAUAGAUAUCCUCACUCUUAG
Coffea eugenioides is the source of this 1596-nucleotide messenger RNA. RefSeq lists its product as uncharacterized. The transcript has a single exon. The record is from RefSeq and is a predicted model, not a curated record. Bases 1 to 1596 code for a protein of 531 amino acids. Gene Ontology annotation, molecular function: aspartic-type endopeptidase activity. Lineage: Eukaryota; Viridiplantae; Streptophyta; Magnoliopsida; Gentianales; Rubiaceae. Gene Ontology annotation, biological process: proteolysis.